GCCAUGGCUGUGGGCAUCACCCACGUCCUGACCCUGCUGAGCAUCCUGCAAUACACGCUGAAGGUGGAAAGCAGUGACACCCCCAAAGACAUCGCAGCCAUCCCCAAGUGCCCUGCGCCCUGCCCGGAGGCCAGCCCUGCCGAGCCGCUGCCCAACGGGGACGUGGAGGGGGACAGUGCCCAGUGGAAGGGCGCGGAGGAGGGCGGCGCGAGCCCCAAGGGCGGGCGCCCCGAGGAGGACGAGACGGAGAGCCUGCCGGACGGCGAGACGGGCCGGGCGCUGGAGAACGGCCGCUGCACCCCCAAGGAAGGCCUGGACGCCCCGGCCGAUGAGGGUGAGCUGGCCCCUUCCGACCCCCAGAAGAAACGCGGGAGGAGGAAACUCCUGGAGGCCGCAGAGAAAACCCGGCGGCGGGGCGCCGGCGGGCGGCUGCGGGCUGGGUGCGGCGGGGAGUCGAGCCUGCGGCAGCGGCCCAUGCAGCGGCACACCUUCCAGGCCGGGGACCCCUACUACAUCAGCAAGAGGAAGCGGGACGAGAAGCGGGACGAGUGGCUGGCCCGCUGGAAGAGGGAGGCGGAGAAGAAGGCGAAGGUGAUCGCCGUGAUGAACGUGGUGGAGGAGACGCCGCGGGCCGAGCCCCAGAAGGAGGAGGAGGCCAGUCCCCCCGCCUCGCAGCAGCCCACCGACCCCGCCUCGCCCAACGUGGCCACCACGCCUGAGCCAGUGGUGGCCGACGCCGUCGACAAGAACACCUCCAAGUCGGCCGACGACGAGCCCGAGUACGAGGACGGCCGGGGCUUCGGCAUCGGCGAGCUGGUGUGGGGCAAGCUGCGCGGCUUCUCCUGGUGGCCUGGGCGCAUCGUCUCCUGGGGGAUGACGGGCCGGAGCCGGGCAGCCGAGGGCACCCGCUGGGUGAUGUGGUUCGGGGACGGCAAGUUCUCGGUGGUCUGCGUGGAGAAGCUCCUGCCGCUCAGCUCCUUCGCCAGCGCUUUCCACCAGGCCACCUACAACAAGCAGCCCAUGUACCGCAAAGCCAUCUACGAGGUGCUGCAGGUGGCGAGCAGCAGAGCGGGGAAGAUCUUCCCGGCGUGCCCCGAGAACGACGAGACAGACACCUCCAAGGUGGUGGAGAUCCAGAACAAGCAGAUGAUCGAGUGGGCCCUGGGCGGCUUCCAGCCCUCCGGCCCCAAGGGCCUGGAGCCCCCCGAAGAGGAGCGAAACCCCUACAAAGAAGUUUACACGGAGAUGUGGGUAGAGCCAGAAGCAGCCGCCUACGCACCGCCCCCGCCCGCCAAAAAACCCAGGAAAAGCACAACGGAGAAGCCCAAGGUCAAGGAGAUCAUCGACGAGCGCACCCGAGAGCGGCUCGUUUACGAGGUCCGGCAGAAAUGCAGGAACAUCGAGGACAUCUGCAUCUCCUGCGGGAGCCUCAACGUGACCCUGGAGCAUCCUCUAUUUAUCGGAGGAAUGUGCCAAAACUGCAAGAACUGCUUCUUGGAGUGCGCGUACCAGUACGACGACGACGGCUACCAGUCCUACUGCACCAUCUGCUGUGGUGGCCGUGAGGUGCUCAUGUGCGGCAACAACAACUGCUGCAGGUGCUUCUGUGUGGAGUGUGUGGACCUGCUGGUGGGCCCGGGGGCGGCCCAGGCGGCCAUCAAGGAGGACCCCUGGAACUGCUACAUGUGCGGCCAUAAGGGCGUCUACGGGCUGCUGCGGCGGCGGGAGGACUGGCCCUCGCGCCUCCAGAUGUUCUUCGCCAACAACCACGACCAGGAGUUUGACCCGCCGAAGGUGUACCCGCCGGUGCCAGCCGAGAAGAGGAAGCCCAUCCGGGUGCUCUCGCUCUUUGAUGGCAUCGCCACAGGCCUGCUGGUGCUGAAGGACCUGGGCAUCCAGGUGGACCGCUACAUCGCCUCCGAGGUGUGCGAGGACUCCAUCACCGUGGGCAUGGUGAGGCACCAGGGCAAGAUCAUGUACGUCGGGGACGUCCGAAAUGUCACCCAGAAACACAUACAGGAGUGGGGCCCCUUCGACCUGGUGAUCGGGGGGAGCCCCUGCAAUGACCUCUCCAUCGUCAACCCGGCCAGGAAGGGGCUCUACGAGGGCACCGGGCGGCUCUUCUUCGAGUUUUACCGCCUGCUCCACGAAGCCCGGCCCAAGGAGGGUGACGACCGGCCCUUCUUCUGGCUCUUCGAGAACGUGGUGGCCAUGGGGGUGAGCGACAAGAGGGACAUCUCGCGCUUCCUGGAGUCCAACCCCGUCAUGAUUGAUGCCAAAGAAGUGUCUGCAGCACACAGGGCACGGUACUUCUGGGGGAACCUUCCCGGGAUGAACAGGCCACUCGCGUCCACAGUCAACGAUAAGCUGGAGCUGCAGGAGUGCCUGGAGCACGGCAGGAUAGCAAAGGUCAGCCCCGGCACGCGGGACGCACCGGGCGGGAGCGGGGACAGCGUGGGGGGUCGCCGGGGGAGGCCGGCAGCGCUGCGUCCCUCGGGGCCGGCACCCUCCUGACCCUGCUCCCCGUUGUCCCCCCUCCCCGUGCCCCGCAGGGUCUUCGGCUUCCCGGUGCAUUACACAGACGUGUCCAACAUGAGCCGCCUGGCCCGGCAGAGACUGCUCGGCAGAUCCUGGAGCGUGCCGGUGAUCCGCCACCUCUUUGCUCCCCUGAAGGAAUACUUUGCCUGCGUUUAA
Messenger RNA from Nipponia nippon (crested ibis), 2694 nucleotides. NCBI's taxonomy places the organism in Eukaryota, Metazoa, Chordata, Aves, Pelecaniformes, Threskiornithidae. The record is from RefSeq and is a predicted model, not a curated record.